UGCGCGCUCAAGGGCCGCCCCGGCUUUCCAAUUCGCUUGUUCUCCUUCACGCACAUUUUGCCGUCACCGCGUCCGAACUCGCCCACGGCGACGGCCACGAUCUUCUUGUGUAUUGCUGGUGUCCCACCGGCCCAUUCCUUCAACAACACGCUCACUUUGUUCUCUCUGACUCAGACUGGGACACGCUCGCUUCAUAGCUGCUGCACUUCCCCGCUCCCCGCCAAUGCUGUCAAGUCCCAUGUCCAAUUCGCCUCAGUUGCAGCGACACCCAUCCAGGAAACCAUCGUUCUUAUCAAUCAGACGUGAUAAGAAGUCUACCGCAUCUUUUGAGACCGCCUUGCCUCCGACAUCACGAUUUCGCACCAGUGAAGGGAUGUCACCGUCAUCCUUCCAUGCCUUGGGCGACGCACCCAAUCGACCAAGAUCUAGCCGUGGCAACUCGCAUGAGCAGGAGCACAACCGAAAGUCGUCUAAGAGCGCCAGCUUGUCCAGAGGAUCUUCGCUCGCACAUAGCACCCGAGGCAAGGAGCGACAGGAACAGGGUAAGGAUAGACGGCACGAUCCCAACAAGGAUACAUACGUCUUCCCGACCAUCGCCAACGAGAAGUCGAUGGUAGAAGAGAGCUACGCGAAGCCCCGGCGACGUUCACACACGGGCCCGUCACGGAACGAGGAAUGGGACUACCCUGCUCAUACUCACUCAAAUCGUACGUUGAACGUCUCCCUCGUGGACUCUGCAUCGUCCGUGCUUAGCCAGUACGAUGCACCUCCGACUCCGGUAGAGGAUCUCGUCUUCCGGAGCACAGCGUUCAGCGUCCCUGUCGUAGUUGCUGCGCCCGUUGCCGGAGUGGAAACGAUGGACGCCCUGGUUGAUGGAAUGAACCACCGCUACGGUAUCGAUGAUCAUUUCAUGGGGAUGGGCGGCAUUUCUGGACGCACGAAGAUCUCAAAGUCCGGGCAUCACCCUCUGUAUCACCCCCCGUUGCCCACUCCUCCACCUGGAAUUGUGCUGGGCAAAGCCGGCGCGCAGCAGACAUUUCCUCGCUCCCACGACUCAGACGGGGACGAUGACCCAGCCGAUAUAUCUAUGUCGCGACGUUCUGAACAGCGCAGGACGCGUCGUUCCGGGUCCAUUCGCACAACGACGUCCGCGAACACAGCCACCACCUGUGCAUCUAAGUCACGACCUGGAACCAGCCAUUUGGUCGAUCCUCACGAUGAUGUAUAUGCUGCCUUCAUUACGCCUAGGUCUGUUGCGCCUUCCAUUUCUGAGAUUAUCCGUGCGCAUGCUCCACCUUCUCAGCAAGCUCGCUCGCGGAAGUCUUCGAUUUGCCACAGCGCAUUGCAUGUCGCAGCGCACGAGCAGCCUGAAACGGACGCUGAUACUGUCCCCACCGAGGACGAGACUGACCUGGUGUCCCGGUCCUCGGUUGAUACAAUCGCAGAAGAAGUGCAACGAACGAUACGUAAUCAAAAGAGAUCAUCUGUUCUAGCCGGUCAGUUGCAACCCCAACGCUCGUUUCAUCGAAAUCCAACAGUACUAUCGGACACGCACACGCUGUCCUCGCCGCGCUCAGAUGGGCGUCCCGAGUCUUCAUUGUUCUCAUAUUCAAGCACGUCAGAUCAGCCGUCACUUCAUCAAUCGGAGGUAUCUGGCCUGACAAAACCACCGUCUGAUACCCAAGCGAUAGCCCAGUACUUGCGCUCUGUUCGCUUGACCACGCUCCUUCACCUCACUCGCUCGCCGCAUGCUUCCGGUGACCAUCCCUUCACCGUCAGCUUAUCCGAUCUGGGCCACCCGUAUGGCCAUCCACUAGUAGUCUUUCUCGGUCUCGGGUGUGUCAGGCACAUCAUGGGCCUGUAUGAUGAAAUGGCGGAAUGCUUGGGCAUCAGACUCAUCACCAUUGAUCGAUGGGGUCUUGGGCGUACCGACACUCCGCGAUCCAAAUCAGUGAUGGGUAUUCCGGAAUGGGCGGCUGUCGUGGAAGAAGUCCUUGACUUACUGCAUAUUGACCGGUGUAGCGUUAUGGCCCACUCUGCCGGAGCACCUUACGCUCUCGCGUUCGCUAAUCGAUACCCUGAGCGUAUUUGUGGAGAUAUUUGCCUGUUAGCGCCUUGGGUAGGCGGUGGCGAAGGAGCGGGCUACAAAUGGCUGAAAUACGUACCUAAUGGUAUCUUGAAGACAGCGCAAGCGGCGGAAUGGAAGCUCCAGGCAUGGAUGAUCGGUAAACCGCCUACGUUUGCAUUCCAGGGUAUCGGCUUUGAUGCGACGUCCCCUGUCGCUUCGAAUGGGCCGGAAUCGCAGUCUCAUAAAGGGUCUCGGUCAGUUUCUGCACCUUUGCGCGAUGCCCCUGUGCCUUUGUCUCCGGUAGGGGAGUCAAAGCAUCGACCGAGUACCUCUUCUACGACUUUCAGCGACUAUGACGAUCUCCGCGACUUUGAAGGGAGAUUCGACAGUCGAAGCACCCUCGAGCGCCGGAGCACCAGUUCUGAGCAUCGACGUGCUCUUGAAAACAGCAGGCUCGUGAACCGGAAGCCUUCGCGAGGCUUUCUGGGCCGGUUCAAGAGCGGACACUCGGCAGCUCAGUCACCAACUGAGGAGAAGCCUCCAGCCUCGCGCACUGGAAAGAAGCUGAAGGUCUUACGCUCCAUGGGUUCCUUGAGGAAUCGCUCAAGACCAUCCACCGCAACGGGAGUUUCUUCAACGUCCCCACAAAUGCCCUUGUUACCCGCUGUUCGAAGUCCAAAAGUAGGAUUGGGGCUGGACAACGUAGAUUGGACGGAGGCCUUCAGGAGAAAAUCCACAUCCACUCCGCCAGAGACUAUCCUAUCAUCACCAAGGGUCAGGCCCUCUACUGCAAAGUCGUCGAUGGAUGAUCAUUCGUACUUCUCUCGUGCACAUGGGCGUCGAUCGAUGUCAUUAGGGCCUGCUGACCGAACUAGAUCAUCAAGUCCAUUUACAACAUCUAGUCCAACGCCCACUGCGUCAACGCCGGCCAACUUCCAAGCUGCUCUCGGCAAUGCGCUGCUUGCGGCAUCCCACGCUGAGUCUUCUCGGGGCACUCACCGCGAUCUGCUCCAAAUCCUUAAUCACGACCGACAGCCAUGGGGCUUCUCCUACUCCGCAUACCCGCAUAGAGUCCGAGUAUGGUACGGCGACAAGGACGAAAGGAUCGCUGAGAACGCUGUACGAUGGAUGGAAAGCACGAUGGGAUCCGACAAGUGUCAGGUUAAGGUGGUGAAGGAUGCUGACCAUGCACUCAUGUAUAGAAGUGGAGUUGUAGUAGACGUCCUCGAGAGAGUGUCUGAGUUUUGGCAAAACCUGUUGGGUCUAGAUGAUUGAUCUUAAUCUGUCUGGUCGCCUGCGCGACAUCUGUGGUGGCCCCCACAUUUUUUGUUUUUAUUUUUCUCGGCUGUUGCAUUAUAUACCUCAUCGCAUAUACCUCUUCGUAACAUUCCUUCAGCAAUUGUAAGCACUUCUCAUUCGACAUUCGCAUUCGACUAUAUAUUUGCAGGAUUCCAGGAUUGGUUCAGGUUCAUGCAGGGAGGAUACCACUUUUCCAUAAUGAUGUAC
Molecule: messenger RNA, 3574 nt
Organism: Laetiporus sulphureus 93-53
Lineage: Eukaryota; Fungi; Basidiomycota; Agaricomycetes; Polyporales; Laetiporaceae
Product: alpha/beta-hydrolase
Exons: 4
Coding region: 224-3343 (1039 amino acids)
Source: RefSeq, a predicted model, not a curated record